This is a messenger RNA of Solenopsis invicta (red fire ant), 2919 nucleotides long. RefSeq names its product synaptic vesicle glycoprotein 2B. Gene Ontology annotation, biological process: transmembrane transport. NCBI's taxonomy places the organism in Eukaryota, Metazoa, Arthropoda, Insecta, Hymenoptera, Formicidae. Gene Ontology annotation, molecular function: transmembrane transporter activity. Gene Ontology annotation, cellular component: membrane. The record is from RefSeq and is a predicted model, not a curated record.
AGCAAAUGUCUUUGAAAAUGUAGUGAUUUCAUCAGCUUGCACGUGAAAAAUUACCCUGCAAAAUCUGUGCGUGCCGCAUAUAUGCCGUAUAAUCACUGUUAUCGAAACUCCAUUCACUGCACAGAAGCUGCUUGAACGCGAUCCCGUUUUGACGCGCGCGUAGUUAGAAUUAGCAAAACUACAUCGUUCAGUUCGUAGAUUAUGUAUUGCGCAAUCAACGUUUAAUAUCUUUCAUAGAAUAAAUAUUUCGUAAUGUCGAACAAAUCUAAUAACAAACCUACCGUAAUCGACCUGACCGAGAAGAAACAAAUUCAACGAGAUUCAAUAAUUGAAGAUGUACCAAACGAGAAAAUUGCGGAUUUCGAAACGGCGAUUACUGUCGCCGGCACCGGGAAGUUUCAAUAUCUCCUCAUUCUUGCGAUUAUCCCGGCCUCUUGGGCAUCGAGUAUAGAUACGGCUAACAUGUCAAUGAUACUCGCCUCGGCAGAAUGCGAUUUAGGAUUGUCAUUAUUCGACAAAGGACUUUUGAAUGCUAUUAUUUAUGUGGGUAUGGUGUUAAGUGGUUUCAUAUGGGGAUUCCUCGCUGAUGUCACAGGCAGAAAGAAGAUUAUAUUAUACGGUUAUAUGGCGGAUGGUAUCUGCAAUGUGCUUACAGGAUUUUCACAGAACUUCGAGACGCUUGUAUUCUUCAAAUUUGUCAGUGGUCUCAUCGUAUGCGGUCCAUAUGCUACGCUUAUGGCAUACUGCUCGGAAUUUUAUGGCGCCAGCGGUAGAACAAAAAUACCAAUAGUCGUUGGCUUCUCGGUUUCAUUCGGAUGUGUAAUAAAUGCAGCGUUGGCCUGGCUAGUCGUUCCUCAGCCGUGGUCGAUUGUUCUUUGGGACGGUGCUUUUGUCUAUAAUUCCUGGAGAAUUUAUUUAUCUCUCUGUGGAGUGUCGACAUUGAUAGGUGUCAUUUGUCUCUCUUUUUUUCCGGAGAGUCCCAAGUUUUUGAUGACACAGAAUCGUAAUGAAGACGCCCUCGAAGUUUUCAAACAUAUUUACAGUGUGAACACUGGUCUGCCUAAGGAUAAUUAUCCUAUACGCGCUUUAAACGAUGUAGAUUUAAACACUACAACUGUAAAACAAUCAAGUCGAAAUGAUAUGAAAUCAAGCUUGAAGAGCGGAAUUCAACAGAUGAAACCCAUAUUUUUAAAACCAUAUUUGUCGCUUAUUAUAUUAAUUGUUGGCUUGCAAUUUGGUGGAAUGUUGAGUUUCAAUACUCUUCGCCUCUGGCAGCCACAACUCUUUGCGACGAUAGAAAAUUUUUACAGUCUUGAUAUGAACAUAACUAAUCCUACUUUUUGCGAAAUACUGGAUAUUUCAACGUCUAUGAACGCAAAUAAAACAAUUGCACUGGAAGAAAUAUCAAAUUGCGAAAGCAUUAUUGUACCUGAGUCAAUGUAUCGCGACACUGUUAUUGUAGCGGCCACUUCUAGUUUUUUCAUAUUGAGUGCCAGUGUCUUUGUUAAUUUUCUUCAACACAAAUAUAUAUUACUUAUCGGCUAUGGAUGCGCGCUUCUCUGUCUAAUAGCUUUAAUCUGGUCUUCAAAUAUGUUAACCACUCUUGUACUUACGUGCUUGUUCUGUGGGUUAUUGAGCAAAUCUUUCAACGUUGUUGUCGGCGCAACUGUUUUACUUUUUCCUACAUCUCUGAGAGCCAUGGCUGUGAGCGUACAAAUGAUAAUAGGAAGAAUAGGAGCCUUAUCUGGUAAUCUCCUAUUCCCUGUUUUACUUGGAUAUGGCUGUGUAGCACCGAUGAUUAAUCUGGCAUGCUUCACUUUGCUGUGCAUGGUUCUUCUUACGUGUCUUCUACCAAGUACACGCAAGCACGCGGUGUAAGCUACGCUGAUGCUGCGAAAGGGAUUUAAGCAGACGACAAGUUUCACUUCUCUUACGAUCAUCUCUAUCUUUGAGGAUCCACGAUCGUUUAGCAGAGCCGAACUGGAGCCGAGAUUCCAAGGACCUGAAUCGAAGCUUAUCGCGAGCUAUGAUCGAGCCCGUAUGAGGGCGGACAAUGGCCAUGCAUAUACAUGCACCACACAACGAAAGACUGCAUGAGACCUUGAGUUUCACUUUCGACACAUCCUGGAGAGCCCUCCAGCCUUCACCCACAUGCUCAUCCCCCUCUAUCCCGCGUCUUCUCCUCGUAUGUGGACGCAGCCUUAUCAAAGAUCUGAGGAUCUCGCCACCUUCGGCGAUCGGUGCAAUAAAAUGUACCGGCCUAAGUGAAUUUGCACGACCGUGAGCCGUCGCCUCGAAAAAAAUCGGAGGAAAACGUGCGAACGUAACGAGAAUUCUUUACGCCUGUAUUUAAUGAUGUAUUGUUAAAUGAUGUAUUGUUAUGUUCUGUCUCCGAUUGUUGAUGAUUAAGUCCAUGGCAAAAAUAUGCAAGAUAUGCCUUAAAUGCUUUUGAACAUGCAAUACGUGAAUUAGAAGAAGAAUCACGAAGCGCAUCGCACGUUACAUAGCUAUUUCAUGAUAUUUAACUUAUAUAAACAUAAUGUGUGAACAACUUCCAUUUUAUAAUCAAACGGGUGAUUUUCAAAAAUUAGCGCGUAAUGAGUUAGCAAUUACAAAAUUUGUAAAUUGCUCACGUUCUUCAUUUUGUAUGGCGAAAAACUGUGAUAGAAUUUAUAAAAAUCAUUAUUUUCAGACGAAAAAAUAUGUAUAUAUUGAUGAUGUGCGCGUCAUAUCUGUUCAUUUUAUAGCGUACAAAUUUUAGUACUAAGAAUGAUUAUAACAUAAAUAAUAUCCAAUCGUAGAUUAUUUAAAUAAAAUACAAUACAAUUAAUAUAUUUAUAUUAUGAAUGCAAAUUGAAAUAACUUGUUACAUAAGUAUAUUACAUAUGUACACGUAACAAAGAAAUAUAUAAUUAUUCU